UUAAAUAUACAUCUUAAAAAUAUAAAUAUACACCAAGCAAAUUUCAAGGUUUAUCUCUGCCUCGCGCUGUACCAGUGUCCCACCUAUGGCAUCCAUUGGUUCUUCAUACUCUUGAUUACAAAAUUACUUUCCGGAUUGUUUUGACGCUUGACAUUCAGUGUGGAUCAGAGUUGAAGAAUCUGUGAGAUGGCUUUAACAUUCUUUAGAGGGUUACAUACCCAUUCUUUUCUGAUGUACCCAUCUUCAUUUCUUUCUAGAAAAAAUGGUAUGCUUUAUUGUACAAUGAAAAGCAUACGAGGGCAAACUGAAACACAAGAAAAAUCACAGCAUCAGCUGAAAGUAUCAACCCAAACCCAAUCUAGAAAGCAUGAUGACAUUUUUAAAAACUUUGAGGCAAUCAUAGGCAUAGAAACUCAUGUGCAGCUUUCCACUCUAACCAAGGCCUUUUGUAGCUGUCCAUACAAUUAUGGGGCCCAACCAAACACUAGUAUUUGCCCCGUGUGCAUGGGCUUGCCCGGGGCACUACCUGUUCUGAGCACAAAGGUCAUAGAGUCUGCCGUUAAAGUUGGUCUUGCACUUAACUGUAAUCUUUCUCUGAGUUCAAAGUUCGAUAGGAAGCAGUACUUUUAUCCAGACCUUCCCAAAGGGUACCAGAUAUCGCAGUUCGAUAUCCCAAUUGCAACUGGUGGUUACCUAGAUGUUGAUAUUCCUCUUGAGUUUGGCGGUGGACAUAGAAAGUUUGGAAUUACCAGAGUUCAUAUGGAAGAAGAUGCUGGGAAGCUGCUUCAUACCGGCAAUGGUAGUUUUUCUCAGGUUGAUUUGAAUAGGGCAGGAGUGCCUUUGCUUGAGAUUGUUUCUGAACCUGAUAUGAGAACUGGUAUUGAAGCUGCAGAAUAUGCUGCAGAAUUGCAGAGGUUAGUUAGAUAUUUGGGAGUAAGUAACGGAAAUAUGCAAGAAGGAUCACUUCGUUGUGAUGUCAAUAUCUCCAUUCGUCCAAUCGGGCAGCUAGAGUUUGGUACAAAGGUAGAAAUAAAGAACUUGAACUCAUUUUCAUCAGUGAGUAGGGCUAUCGAUUUUGAGAUAUCAAGACAGGCGCUUCUUCAUAGUCAAGGUCAGGCUGAUCAAAUUGUACAAGAAACCCGUCUCUGGGAAGAAGGAGCUCAGAAAACAGUUACGAUGAGGAAGAAGGAAGGACUUGCUGAUUAUCGCUACUUCCCAGAGCCUGAUCUUCCAGGAGUUACACUGACUGAGGAAUACGUUGAUGGGAUCCGUUGUUCCUUACCUGAACUUCCAGAAAUGAAGCGUCGAAGAUAUGAAGGAAUGGGUCUAAACAUGCAGGAUGUUCUCUUUCUUACCAAUGACAUCAAUGUUGCGGAUUUUUUUGAUUCAGCUAUAGCAGAAGGUGCUGAUGUAAAGCUGGCUGCCAAUUGGAUAAUGGGAGAUAUUGCUGCCUAUAUGAAAAAUGAGAAGUUGUCUAUUAAUGAGAUUCAACUUAACUCACACGAACUGGUUGAGCUUAUAUCUUCAAUUAAAGGUGGGACCAUAAGUGGGAAAAUUGGCAAAGAGGGAGAUUACUGAAUUAGUAAAUAGCAAGAAGGGAAGGGGAGGAGAAGAGAAGAAGAAGACAGAAACGAGGAGGAGGAGAGAAAACGGCCAAGCCAACUUUAUAAUUCUUAAUCAAUUCAUCAACUAAGAAAUUACAAACCAAUGAUAGGUUUAAAUAAUGAAAACCUAGAAAUAUAGGGCCAAGCCCAUUAUUCAAGUCCUAAUUAAAAUACGUAAACUUAAAUAAAAGUCCAACUAAAAUACUGAAACAAUAAUAAAAGUCCAACUAUAAAGGAUGUCCUCAUCAACUCUCCCGGGGUGGGAGAAAACUCGACCCUGUCGAGUGGAUAUAACACCGUAGACUCUCGUCAAUCUCCCAACCAUAAGCUGAGUGGUUGGGCAAGUGUCUUCCGGCGUCUGUAAAAAUGCGUCAGUGGCGGUCUGAACCUGGUGUCCUCAUCAACCCCCCUCGGAUGGACGGGAGGCGAUCUGGACCAAGGAAAAUCCUGCUGACUCCGAUAAAGCUGUAGCAAAUCUGGAUCCAAAAGCUGUAGUGUUUCCCUGGAGAUCCAUGCACAAUCAGAAUCUGGUCGACCAACCCAACGAACAAGGAAGCGCUGAACCUCUCCAUCACUAGUGAACACAGUUUCUUCAUCUAAAAUAGUAUCAAUUUUAUCUGUGUGUGCUGUGAGAGGUGGUAGUGGGUUAGAGGGGGCCAAAGAAUUAGGAUCAAGGUCCACAAAAGGAGGUAACAGGGGAUCAUCUGAGGGAAUGAAAUGGCCUUUAUAAGCUACAAGGUCUUCAACAUUGAAAGUAUGGUGGUAACCAAUGUGGGAUGGAAUGUCAACAAUAUAUGCAUUUGGACCAACUUGCUUUAAAAUUUUAAAAGGACCAGCACUACGAGCUUGCAAUUUGGAGGCGGGUCCAUGUAGACGCCGCUCUGGCCUAAUGCGAACCAUAACGUAAUCCCCAACAUUAAACUCAAUAUGUCGUUUAUGUAAAUCAGCUUGUAGUUUAUAAUUUGCAUUACUAGCUUCAAGUUGUUUAUUGAUCUCAAUGUGCAAAUCACGAAGGUGUUGUGCAAAUGCUUCGGCUGAAACUGACACUCUAGCCUGUGGGGACAUAGGGAUGAGAUCUAAUGGUUUCCUAGGCUUGUAUCCGUGAACGGCUUCAAAUGGACUCAUACCUAAUGAACGAUUUACGGAGCUAUUAUAUGCGAUUUGAGCGACAGGAAGGAUUAAAUCCCAAUUUCGAAGGUUCUCCCGGACCAGACAACGUAAUAAGUUACCAAAACUCCAAUUAACAACUUCGGUCUGACCGUCCGUCUGAGGGUGGUAGGCUGUAGAAAAUUUCAAUUUGGUACCCAUCUUGUGCCACAAAGUCCUCCAAAAAUGGCUAGUGAAGCGAACGUCCCUAUCGGACACGAUGGUCUUGGGAAGCCCAUACAGUUUGACAAUCUCAUU
Olea europaea var. sylvestris is the source of this 3008-nucleotide messenger RNA. Its product is annotated as glutamyl-tRNA(Gln) amidotransferase subunit B, chloroplastic/mitochondrial. The transcript is spliced from 7 exons. Gene Ontology annotation, molecular function: glutaminyl-tRNA synthase (glutamine-hydrolyzing) activity. Gene Ontology annotation, biological process: glutaminyl-tRNAGln biosynthesis via transamidation; mitochondrial translation. Bases 187 to 1578 code for a protein of 463 amino acids. NCBI's taxonomy places the organism in Eukaryota, Viridiplantae, Streptophyta, Magnoliopsida, Lamiales, Oleaceae. The record is from RefSeq and is a predicted model, not a curated record.